AGGUUCAACUCCUGCUGCGAACCACUGCCUCAUACAUCUUUGAAUUGGGCUCUCCUUUGCUCUGGAGCUCAUAUCCUUGCUCUUUUCAUUUCCCCCCCAACUCCAAAUAUCCAUUGUCAGCAUUUUCAAGGCAAAACACAGACAACAGAAACAAAGCAGGAACUAUUUGUUUAGCUCUGGAGAAAAGCAGCUAGUACUCAGGAGAGCAGUUCAUUCAUGCUACUGGAUUGUGUGUUGCAAAGCAUAGCAGAAUGCAGGAACUAGGGAAGAGCAAGAAAUCCCAGCUCAGGGAUUUAUACAGGCAUCCAAUCUCAUUUGGAGGAGCAGGAACAGACAACCCCAGAGGAAACUGGGAGUCAAUACAUAACAAGAUCAAUAGAACUUGUGGGGUCUUUCUCAUAGUAAAGGGGCAGUCCGGUAGUUCAGGUUAUGUCCAUGUCUGACCUGAGGACAGUUAAUGGAUUUUUCUGUUUGAUAGUUUUUCUGAUCUUUUUCUUUACUUACAUAAGGUAAAGCUACGGAGCUGUGGCACUUACUUGCCUGCCUUGGAAGAUAGCCUGACCAGCGUGAAUGGGCAUCCUGCAGAACAUGUAAACACACUUAAUGUUAGCAGUAUUGUCAAUAUCAGCUAUUCAAAGAUGAUGCAUUAAGUCCUUAAAAUUUUGUGAUACUGGUUCAAAAGUCAUGUGAUAUCAAAACAUAGUACAUUCUGGAUACUUCAUAUCUAGCUUCUUAGCCUUUGUCCCUCUUGCUUACCCAGGAACUUGGAUGAGGUGUCCUCCCUAGACCCUCCCCAGCCUGAGAGCAGCUUUCAAAAAUCACAAGGGGUAGAAAUCCUAUAGCUUUAAAGUGUCUUCUGAGGUAAUUUCUAAUAUCCUUUACUAUUUAAAAACGUGCAAUGAAAAAUAAAGCAUCAAGAAUCAUAAAGAUGUCAGAAGUCCUAGGCUGUAACAAAAUUAAAAAAAACAUAGAUUAAUUUUGCCUAGCUUCUCUUUGGAUGAAAUACAUUGUGCAUUUGUUUUUCUUAAAGAAUCACAGUUCAGAUAAUGGUAUCUCUCUCCUGACAUACUUUUUCUUGUUGCUCAAAUUCUGGUGUACCUAAGCCAGUGAGCAGGCCUAGAGCCACCUGCACACUCACCAGGAUAUGUUCAGUGGAGUAGGUGUUCUGCAUCGCCAUGAGAGCUUAAACCUGACUCAUUUCAGAGAUUAUCACUUCUGACUUCUCGGCCAACUGUGAACUAGCUACUUUAUGCAAGGGAAAGGAGACCACCCUCCAAGUUUUUCUUCCCUCUAAAGUUGGCAGCAAUUAAGUAGCCAUUUCCUUAGCUUUUUGACAAAGGGACUGGCCUAGUUGCUCUGCUUUUAAUGAAAUUCUCGUGGUGUAAUAAAGAAGGAUACAUGUAAUACAGACCUGUAUAGACAAGAUAGGGCAAAGUCAGAAGAACUUUCCAACUAAAAAGUUCUAUGUAGCUCUGUGAUCGUACCCAAGCUAGCCUGCGCUAUGAACUGUUGUAAAAGCAUCUCAAGUUUUAUUAUGCCUAACCUACAGAAGGCUUCUUCCUGGCAAUGGCUUUUGGUGCCCAAUCUACUAGAAAGCAUAGUCUUUUCAGAACUGUUUAGAAUUCACAAGACUUAGUUUUGUUUAUUGGAAGUACAGCCUUGGUCUCAGCUGCUUUAUAUUUGCCAUUUGCUGCAGAGUUUGUUAAAAGGGUGGCACUGGGAAAGUGAAAACUCAGACUCAUGAGGUGUUUUGUAGGAGUCUUUGAUCUCAAAGUCCUUCUGCUCCAGUGGUAACAUAGCAAUGACAAUGUUUUGUUCUUUAGGAGACCCUUGAAUAUUGGGGUGUGAUUCAGACUGUUACGCAUCUGUGUGGUGUAAUAUUAUGGGCCUAACACCAAGCACAGUAAAGUUCAUUAAAAUCUCGCUAUCACCAUCAGUGGAUUUUGAUUUGGCCAUGUGUGUGCAGGCAGCUCACCUAGGUAUAGAAAAGGCAACACAAUUUUCUACAAGCGGGAUGAAAUGAAGGAUAGCUGUAACAGUAUAUGUAUCUGCAAAGGGAAAGGUAGCACGCACGAGACCACAGGAAGCUUAUUAAGAUUUUGUCAUCUGUUGGUAAUGAAAACAUACUGCGCUAAUGCAAAUAUAGUCAGGGGAGCAGACUUAAUAUCUCAAAAAAGUAUUAAAUAUUUUUUAAACUAAUUUUUGGCUCUAUGUUUUGAGCAUUAGUGUUUGCUGUCUUCAAAUACUUUAGCAAACAGGUUUACUCAUAGAAGUAGCCACAUUUUAACCAGAUAGGUGAGAAUACUUGCUAAAAGUGUAUUUUUAGUAAACACGGAUAAUAAUAAAUGCCUGUGUUUGGUCUAGAAAUCAAGCCACAGAAGUUGUGCCAAGUCUGACCAAAGAACACAAGUAAUGGCAGGUGAAUACCCCUGGUGCCAGCUAGCAUAAGGACCUGUAACUCGGGACCCUCCCUCAUGCAGCUGCACCAGGCCAGUUGUGAGAUGGUCGACUGCUGCCAAAAAUUGCUGUCACCAAACAAUUUGGCAGCCUUGGAAGAAAUAAGCCAUUUGAGUCUUAGCCUAAACGGUGACUGUGUGGGAGGUGAUAAGGCUUGCUUAGCUCUGGUCAAAAUGCGAGGUGGAACACCACAGCACGUUAACGAAGAGCAGGAAGCAGCAAGCUGAGGGCAGCGGCGGGUGACUGAGCCUCCGUUGUCACAGGGGCGCAAACCGUGAGCGGGCACCGGCAGAGCGCGGGGAAGGCGCAGGGAAGCCGGGCCGCACUCCCCCUCCCCGCCGUCUGGCCCUGGGGGGCUUCUCCUCCCGUCUGACCCCGGCGGGCUCCUCCUCGGGCCGGCGGGGCUAAAAGGGAGCGGCGCGGCGAGCGAGCAGGCAAGGGGCCGGGAGCGGCGGGGCUGCGGCGCGGCGGGUUGCCGGGAUACCGGGCCGCGGGGGGGCGGCCCCGGCCCCGGCGGUGAGGGGGGCCCCGCUCAGGUCCGCUUUGGGACCUGCCGGCCCGCUCGGUACCGAAACCGAGCCCGGAGCGGCAGCCAGCACGGUGCGUCCGUGCCCAUAGCGGAACAUGUGGGCCAGCGAGCACCUCCGCGGCACGGCGAGGUGGAGGUUCUUCGGCGAAAACGUAGUCCAAGGAUGGGAAGCAGACCGAGUAAGGCGAGCCGCAACUCCCUCAUCCCCCCUGCCGGAACCUUGCUGAAAGAAAAAUAAAUACAUUUUUGAAUCGCCGUGUGCCUAAGCAGUACCUGGCGCACCGGCACAGCAAGGCGGGAAGGCGGGAGCGCCGGGUGCGGGCGUGCAGGCCAGCCCUGCGCCCACAGCCGGGGACAGGCGGCCGUGCCACGGGGACGGGCGCCCCAAACGCUGCAGCCCUGGCCACCAGCUAUGCCACUGAACAUCCACGGACCGAUUUGUUUUUAAACUGCUACAUGGCAAGAAACGAGAUGCUGAGCUUGGCACAAAAGGCCCCUAGAAAACGUGAUCUGUGCCUCUCUUUUUACAGAGCUGUUACAAAUAUCCAUAAUAUUUGCAAUUUUGGAGAAAACGAGGUUGUUUUGGCAUGUAGUUUGGAAUAGACGACUAAGUUCGAGGCGGUUCUCUGCAGGGACAAAACUGGAGUCCGGUUACUGCUCUGCUGCAGAAUGUGCUUUUGUUACCAAAAAACCACUACACUGCGAAGUUUUCAGGGGGUUCACAAUGUGGCUGCAGUAUUAACUAAAAAGAAAUGCCUAAGUAAUUGAUGGUGGAGUUCAGUGAAUGAGCCGAAGGAAAUUAAACAAGGGGGUUCACCAUCAGUGGCAACAUAUUGCCAUGGCAAUGGGUAGCUUUGCCAGGAAUAAACAAACAAACAACAACAGGCCUCUUCUCUUUCAGAAUAAAAGUUAGAGAAUUUUCCGUUCUCACCUCACCAAAGUCUGUGCCUUCGGACAUCUUGGAGGGGAGAAGAUGUGUACCCUACUUAUGCAAGUCUCACAAAUCCAGCUCCCUUCUCAGUCAUACAUUUAGACAAUUUCCAGAGCAAGAAGUAACCUUUAUAUCCAGGGGAAGGCAUCGAUAUUUGCUUUAUAAUGAUUUCAGUGUUUUGGUUACUGUAAUUCUGUACCUUUUUCUUACGAAAGGUGGAAGGGCUCAGAAAUAAUGCAGCUCUGUGUCACUCCUAGUUGAAGUCAAUCCUGCUUCAGGAGAGACUGCUGACAGGGAAGAUUUUCUUAAGAGCAAAAACACAGGCCCACACUUAAAUUAAUAAAGAGCUGUACAAAAACACAGCACAGAGAGGGAGGGAGCUGAGAAAGCAUGGGCUGCCCUUUCUCCCGCAGGCACGGACGGGUGCCGGACGGGGAGCAUGCCAACGCACAGGCACCGGAGCCUGCUCCCUCUCCCAGCAGGGCCUUUGGAGGGGCCCUCUGCCUCUGAAAGCUUUCUGGACAUUUCUGGCCAGCCCCAGUCCCUCAGAGGAUGCAGUCCCACCACCUGCUGCGAGCUCUGUGGGUCUCCUCUCUUUCCAGGGAGGCAGCCCUCAGCCACCACCCAGGGAAGGAUUCAGUAGCGCUGGGGUCCUGCCUAGGUUCCAUACGCUGAGUUUCUUGCAGUUUUGCAGGCUGUCGUUCCCCUCUGCCACCUUUCACCCACAGCGUAUGAAAUUCCUUUGGGCACUCAUACCUGGGUAUGCCCUAGGGCCUUGCUGGUGGUGGUCCUGAGGAAGACAGACACAGCACAGUGUUGGUCUUGAGGUUUCGUGACCUGUAGAGCAGGAGCAAUGGGCCAGAGCCAGGUUGCCAUGCGGAAUCGGAGGAGUAACCAGAAGGCAAGAAGAGACUUUCCUCAUCAGGAGAUCAAGUGCUGCCUGGUGAGAAGACAGCACCUACAUGAAGGAGCCGAUGACGCCGGUUGGAUUUUCCCCAUCUUACAGCACCUCGCAGGUCUCUUCUCUGAGCAGUACGUUGCAUGAGUGAGUGGAAACAUACAGAUCAGCUGCAGGUUUCUGUCUACAAAAACAGAGUGAAAGAGAAAGAAAAGGGUUGGGAAAGCAGAGACAAAUAUUGACCUGGACUUAUAGAAAGACAUCCAAUGGCUGAAUAAAGAACCCCUGUUCAUGUUUUGGGAUAUUCUUUCAACUGGCUGGAACGAGAGCGGAUCAAAAGAAUGGGAAAUGCCAGCAGACCCUUUAGAAGAAUUGCUUAUUUCUUAUGCCUUUUAUCUGUGCUUUUGCUGACUGAAGGGAAGAAACCAGUGAAGCCAAAAUGUCCUGCCUGGUGUACUUGUACCAAAGAUAAUGCUUUAUGUGAAAAUGCCAGAUCUAUUCCUCGCAGCGUUCCGCCUGAUGUUAUCUCACUAUCCUUUGUGAGAUCUGCUUUUACUAAAAUCCCAGAAGGGAGUUUUUUGCUCACACCAUCUCUGCAGCUUCUGUUGUUUACAUCCAACACUUUCGAUGUUAUUAGUGAUGAUGCUUUCAUGGGCCUUCCUCAUCUAGAAUAUUUGUUCAUAGAGAACAACAGCAUUAAGUCAAUUUCAAGAAAUACUUUCAGAGGACUGAAAUCUUUAAUUCACCUGAGUCUUGCAAAUAAUAAUCUCCAGUCGCUUCCAAAAGACAUAUUCAAAGGCUUGGAUUCUUUAACAAAUGUAGAUCUUAGAGGCAACGCAUUUAAUUGUGACUGCAAACUGAAGUGGUUAGUGGAAUGGCUGGGCAGCACCAAUGCAACUGUUGAAGACAUUUACUGUGAAAGCCCACCAGAAUAUAAGAAGCGCAAAAUCAACAGCCUCUCUCCAAAAGAAUUUGAUUGCAUUAUUACAGAAUUUGAAGUUUAUCAGUCCCUGCCAUACCAAUCUCUGUCAGUAGAUACUUUCUCAUACAUGAAUGAUGAACACGUGGUUAUUGCUCAGCCUUUUACUGGAAAAUGCAUCUUUCUUGAAUGGGACCAUGUAGAAGUGAUGUUCAGGAAUUACGACAACAUUACAGGUACUUCAACUGUUGUGUGUAAACCUAUAGUUAUUGAGAGUCAGCUGUAUGUCAUUGUCGCACAGCUGUUUGGAGGCUCCCACAUAUAUAAAAGAGAUAUUUUUGCUAGUAAAUUUAUAAAAAUUCAAGAUAUUGAAAUCCUUAAAAUCCGAAAACCCAAUGACAUCGAAACUUUCAGGAUUGCUGAAGACUGGUAUUUUGUUGUUGCAGACAGUUCAAAGGCCGGUUUCACCACGGUUUACAAAUGGAAUGGGAAUGGAUUUUAUUCCCAUCAGUCUCUGCACGCCUGGUACAGAGAUACUGAUGUGGAGUAUCUUGAAAUAUCUGGCAAACCGCAUUUAAUUCUGUCAAGUAGUUCCCAAAGACCUGUAAUAUAUCAAUGGAACAAAGGAACAAAUGAAUUUGUUAAGCGUUUUGAUAUCCAAGAUAUGGAAGAUGCAUAUGCUGUGAAACAUUUCAAAGUGAAAGAGGAUGUAUACAUUUGCUUAACAAGAUUUAUUGGGGACUCUAAAGUAAUGAAAUGGGGUGGUUCAGCAUUCCUGGAUUUACAAAGGAUGCCAUCCCGAGGGUCAAUGGUAUUCCAACCGCUUCAGAUAAGUAAUUAUCAAUAUGCCAUUCUUGGAAGUGAUUAUUCUUUCACUCAAGUCUAUUAUUGGGAUGCUGAAAAGGCAAAAUUUGUGAAGUUUCAAGAAUUAAACGUACAGGCACCAAGAUCUUUCAUACAUGUCUCCAUCGAUAAACGAGAUUUUCUCUUUGCUUCAAGUUUUAAGGGAACUACAUUGAUUUACAAACAUGUCAUAGUUGACUUAAGCGCAUGACACUCAUAAUUCUGAGAUUACAUCAGACUUUCUACCAUAAGUGGACAAAAUGAACUAAAUGCAUGAUGACUCUCUUAUCUUACUUCCAAAUGAAUGCCUUUAAAAGUUGAGAUUGCUAGAACAAAGUAUUACUAGUAUCUUCAUCUUUAAUUGUCAAGUCUAGUGGUGUUGGAAGUUGCAUUUUUUAACAAAAAGAAAUUAAAUUAACUGUUCUUUGCAUCCACAAUAUGUAAAUAUGUGUGCAACUGCAUCUGUUGCUGUAAGAAAUAUUAAGAUGUACUUUUCCAUUUAUUUAUUCACCUGUUUGAAACAACUGCCAAAUAAAAUGUUUACAUUUUGUGUCUUUCACAUUCCAAAUAUUAUUUGCAGGUGAUACUUUUUAUUUGUGUAUAUAUUAUACACAUAUAAAAUAAACCCAAGAAGGUAUAUUGCCCAAUGUAGUGUUGUUGCACAAUAUCAGAAGUCAGGUGGAUUUUAUAUAUAAUAAUAAUAAGUUCUUGAUAAAAAUACAGCAUUGAACCCUAAUCCUGUAAAUUAUCACCUGGACAUAUCCUUGCGUUUAUGUGAAGCUUCACUGAUUUAAACAGGACUCCACCCAGAAAAAAGCAUUCAGUUAUAUAGAACCAAUUGCAAAAUGGAGGGUUCCAUUAUAGAGAUCCAGCUGUAGGAUGGGGCUUUGUACUGUGUAUCCCUGUAAGAACUUGACUUUCUAAAACUUUACAAAGAAAUCAACAGAAUAAAAGGUGAUGUAAAGGUC
Messenger RNA from Falco peregrinus (peregrine falcon), 7545 nucleotides. It is a transcript of the gene LGI1, whose product is annotated as leucine rich glioma inactivated 1. Lineage: Eukaryota; Metazoa; Chordata; Aves; Falconiformes; Falconidae. The coding region runs from base 5157 to 6788 and encodes 543 amino acids. The record is from RefSeq and is a predicted model, not a curated record. The transcript has 9 exons. Gene Ontology annotation, molecular function: protein binding.